CGGUACUGUGUACAAAAAAUUGUAAACUCGUCGACUAGUUACAAAGUCCACUCAUAUAGUAUCACACAUUAUUGCAAUCAUUCCAAUUUCCAAUACCAGUUUAGUUGAAACAAGACAUUAGUCAAUAGUGUUGUAGUUGUGUUUUUUUAAGUAUGGCUAUGAGAAAGUCAGCCUACCAUGCAGCAAGGAGGUUGAGCAUUCCAGCUUUAAAGCUUGCUAUUCGUAAUAAUAGCACUUUGGAGAAGAAUAUUUUAACGUCAGUUUUCAAAGACAUUCCUAAAGUGAAUUAUACCGUCCCCGAGUUUGUUUGGCAAAACUUGGACAGAUGGCCAGAUAAGACUGCAACUGUGUGUGCAGUGACAGGCCAUGGCUACACGUACGCGCAAACACACAGGAUGUCCAUCGCUUUCGCGGCCUCACUCCGAACCAAGUUGAAGUUGAAGAACAAUGACAAGGUGGCGAUAAUCCUGCCGAAUCUCCCCGAGUAUCCCUGUGCACUGCUCGGAACGUUAGAAGCAGGCUGCAUAGCCAGUCUCAUGAAUCCUGCCUACACUGCUCACGAGCUGCAACACCAGCUAGCCAAAAUCGACUGCCAAGCGAUAAUCGCCUCUAAAUUCUCCUACGCCAACAUAAAAGAGGCCCUAAACAUCCUUAAGAAAGACAUUCCUGUAAUCCUAGUCGACAACGACAACUUACCAGAAGGGGCGAUAAAAUUCGCCGAAUUCGCUGAAGAUUUUAACCUAUGUACGGACUGUUUGAAGUCGGUGAAGAGGGGGGCAGAUGAUGUGGCGAUUUUACCGUUUUCUAGCGGGACUACUGGAUUUCCGAAGGGUGUGGUUUUGAAUCAUAGGAGUGUGGUGGCCAUGAAUCAGCAGAUAGCUGAUCCAGAGAUUAUUGUUAUUGAGGAGACUUCUGAAACCCACCAGGCUGUGCUGCCAGCCAUCUUGCCUUUCUUCCACAUCUUCGGCUUCAAUGCGCUCAUGGUGAACCAGAUGUACCUCGGCGUAAAGCUGGUCACCAUGCCGUACUUCAAGCCGGAGCUGUUCCUGCAGACCCUCGUCAAGUACCAGGCUAAUGUGCUGUUCCUCGUGCCGCCCAUGGUGGUGUUCCUGGGCAAGCACCCGGCGGUGCAGGCGGCGCACCUGCGCAGCGUGUACGGCGUCGUCAGCGGCGCCGCGCCCGUGUCCCACGCCGACGCCGCCGCCGUCCUCAACAAAAACCCGAAAAUAAACUUCCGUCAAGGCUACGGUCUCACAGAGACCAACGGCGGCGUCUCGAUCGGUUUCAACACCGACGCCAACCACGCGUCCGUCGGGCACGUGUUCCCCAGCUCGCAAGUCAAGAUCGCGGACAUUCAGACACAAGAGGCACUCCCUGCUGGAAAGGAAGGUGAAAUCUGGUACCGCGGCCCCAACCUGAUGCAGGGCUACUACAGGGACGAGGAAGCUACCAGAGAGGUGUUCCACGACGGCUGGUACAAGACCGGCGACAUCGGCAAGUACGACGAUAAGAAAUACCUGUACGUGACUGAUAGGAUGAAAGAGCUCAUUAAGGUAAAAGGUUUCCAAGUAGCCCCCGCGGAACUGGAAGCCAUCAUCCGAACUAACCCCAAAAUCGCGGACUGCGCCGUCCUAGGCAUCCCGGAUCCGAACACGGGCGAAGUUCCGAAAGCUUUUAUAGUAACCCAACCGAACCAGACCAUCUCCCCUGAGGAACUGAAGGAAUUCGUCAACAGUAAGCUAGUAUCGUUCAAACAUAUUAAGGAGGUACAGAGCAUUGAUGCUAUACCGAAGAAUGCUGCUGGUAAGAUCUUGAGAAAGGAUUUGAAGGCUAAGUACUGUUAACCAUUUGUGACGUUUUCAAGCAAAAGGUACCACAUUGUCGCUUGCUAUAAGGACGAAAUUUGCUUGUAUCCUUAUACCAUAGAGUAACUUAUACUAGAGCGGUACUGUCAUAGUAAAUUUUGUAACCCCAUUAAAUUCACUGCCAUCUGUCGACACACUUUAAAACUAAAAAUGAAGAUUUAUAAAAAUACGAUAAAAUGUAUUUAAAUAUAGAUAAAUAAUUUUUUUAUUUGCAUUAAUUAUUUUUAUGAUUUUGACCCGUGUUCUCUGUCACUGAUAUGCGUUAAAAUUGUUAAAUAACAAACGAAACCGUCAACGCCAUCUAUACGACAGUUGGCCAAAACUAGUAGCGCCCUCUGAACGAGAAUCAAAGUUUCUUGAUUUUCGAGGCACGUUUUUUCCUUAGACUGUAUCCAUCUAUUACGGAGUUAUAUCUAUCUUUGCUUAUACGAAUAACCUGUCACAGCGUUCUUAUGGCAAGCGACAAUGUGGUACCAUUUGCUUGAAAACGACACAUUUGAAGGCCUAUCGUGCGUCAGUUCAUAUCUUUGCUUUGCUUUAGCUAUUUUCGAAGAUUUUUGUCACCUCGCGAUGUGUUUAUACUUAAUUUCAAGGAAAAAUGAUACAAUUUGAAUAUAAUUUUUACAAAGUGUUAUGUACCCGCUGUCCUUUUCAAUCACUUAAGCGCUUUCCGCUACAUAGCGGAAACUACGUGUUAUCGGCUACGCUCGCAGCGCGUAGUUCGCAAGACACAGGUACACAGAUAUUUUAUACAUUCGAUUUUAAAUUGUUUCUUAAUAAUGCUUACUCGUAAAUGUUAUGAUAUUUUGUUAAAGUAUUGACAUAAGUAUGGGUAUUGGAAAAAGUAUAGUAUUAAGAAUCCUAGUAUUUUAAGACUGAUACGUAUUUACACGACUAUUUCUAUACAUAUAUGAUUGUUUAAGGAAUAACAUGAAUAGAGGCUAUUACUGCAAUGUUCUGCCACCAGAGUGCAGCACUAGCCUUUUUAGUAAGCCAGGUUGACUGAAUUGUACAUGUAAAAUGCAAUCCGAAAAUUGUAAAAAGCUAAAAAGUAUUGUCAUGUCCUCAUACUCAAAAAUCAAAUUAAUUAAUUACUGUAUAUUAUCUUAGGCAAUAAGGUCAAAUCAAGGGUCCAAUGAAAUGGUGUAAACAAAAUUUAUAUGAAGUUUUAUUCUUGAGAUAUAUUAAUUGAAAAGUGUUCACUGUUUUAUAAAUUGUUAUGUAUUGACUUACUCGUAAAAUGUAAAUAAUAUCAUAUGAUAAAAACAAGGCCAAUUUUAAUCAAUUUUAUUUUAUCAAUGUCACCAAAAGGUUAUGUUAUUAAUUAUGAUAAUUUUUACUUUUGUGAUUAUUUUUGUUUAUAUGUUUGAUAUAAAUGGUUUCAUAUAUGUGACGUUUUCAAUCAAAAGGUACCACAUUGUCGCUUUCCAUAAGGACGAAAUUGGAUUGUAUCUAUACGAAUAACCUGUCAGAGCGUCCUUAUGGCAAGCGACAAUGUGGUACCUUUUGAUUGAAAACAGCACAUAUUAUCGUCGUGAUUAUUUGUGCCGUUCUCAACCAAAAGAGUACUUAUUGUCGGUUGUCAAUAAGGCGCUAUUUCCUUCAAUUUGAAAUCAACCUUAUCGACAAGCGACAAUGUGGUACCUUUUGGUUGAAAACAUUACCAGACUUGUGCAAUAUUUUGUUAAUUAUCAUUGAAAUACAAGUAGAUAAAAACAUAAUCAAUAAAGACUUAAUAAUUCGCUUUUAACUCUCCAUAUAUUGUAUUAUUAGAAACCUAGCUUGUUAGUCAUAUAUACAAUAAAAUA
Cydia strobilella is the source of this 3673-nucleotide messenger RNA. RefSeq lists its product as uncharacterized. The transcript has 10 exons. Gene Ontology annotation, biological process: long-chain fatty acid metabolic process; fatty-acyl-CoA biosynthetic process. Gene Ontology annotation, cellular component: mitochondrion. The record is from RefSeq and is a predicted model, not a curated record. Gene Ontology annotation, molecular function: long-chain fatty acid-CoA ligase activity. The coding region runs from base 153 to 1844 and encodes 563 amino acids. NCBI's taxonomy places the organism in Eukaryota, Metazoa, Arthropoda, Insecta, Lepidoptera, Tortricidae.